AUUUUUCAAUAAAAUUGAAACAGCAUCAGGCGCGAUUAAAAACAAAGCUUCUUAAUAUUUGUUUUCUGAUUAGUGAACAAUGAAUUUGCUGCCAAGAACGCGGGAAGAGUUUGGCCAAGCGGACUACUGGAAUGAGUUCUUCAAGAAACGCGGCGAAAAGGCUUUCGAAUGGUAUGGCGAAUACUUGGAGCUAUGCGAUCAGAUACACAAGUAUAUAAAGCCCGCCGAAAAAAUCCUGAUGCUUGGUUGCGGUAAUUCAAAGCUCAGCAUGGACAUGUAUGACAAGGGAUUCAGGGAUAUUACAAACAUUGACAUCUCAUCGGUUGCUGUCAAGAAAAUGAUUGAAAUCAACGCGCGUACACGUCCCGAUAUGAAGUUCAUUCAGAUGGAUGCGACGGCGAUGUCCUUUCAGGAUGAGAGUUUCUCAGUGGCCUUGGACAAGGGCACACUGGACGCGAUAUUUGUGAAUGACGACGAGGACACUAAGGCAACUGUCGAACUAUAUUUCACGGAAAUAUUGCGCACAAUGCGCAACGGUGGUCGCUAUGUAGGCAUAUCCAUGUUGCAGGAGCACAUUAUUAACUAUUUGCUGGAAUUUCUGCCGCGCCACAACUGCAUGUUGCGCAUUGUGCACUGCCUGGAUGUGGAGCGUGCGAACAAGGAACGAAGCGAGGAUGCCCUAACACUGCCUGUAUUUGUCAUAAUUGCCACCAAGUUCAAGAACUUGCCCAUGCCGAUUUUUGAAUUUGGAGUGGGCAACGAUAAAAUGCAACGUUUUAGCUGCGCAACGGAACUCGUUAAUGCUGUGGCAUCGGUGCAGAAAGCGGCGCUGGUCUGCAAUGGAUUGGCUCGCUCCAGCAUUGUGGGCCACAAUGAGGUCACAAUGGACUUGCAUCGGGCCGCAGAGCCAACACCUCGCUACACAGUGCAUAUUCUGGAUCAACCGGCAGCACGCGGUCUUGGCAAAUAUGCGGCAUUUAUUGUCCCCCAGGGAAGAGAGAUUGAGUGGCUCUUUGCGACCCCGGCGGGUCGCAGAAAACUCCAGGCAUCGGCCAAGUAUCAGCGAUUGGCUGUUGUCACAUUGCAUCGCGAUCAGGUUUAUAGCACACUGGACGAGGUGAAAAGUGAGCUGGGCUACAGUAUCACGAACCUGGCACCGGCAGGCCUCAAGGAGAAGAUACCUUAUCUAUCGCUUGGUUCCGAAGUGGGCAAGCGAGAGACGCUGAUUUCUGGUUGCUCCCAAAUAUCUGGCGAUUUUCGUAUUGAAGAAGUAGAAAUCGCUGAUAAAACACUACGCCGUCUGAUAUUCCUCAGCAAUCAGUUUGUGGUGCAGUCGGAGGCGCUGGUCAAAACAGUUAAAAUCAAGGCCAAAAAGGAUCGGAAAAAGAUUGAUUUUGGAUACUUGGCGUGUCAACAUCAUCGCUUCAUGUCCGUGGGCGUCCAGUUGGCGGCAACGAUGCAGAGUCUGAAAAAGGAUGUGUACAACGAUGUGCUGGUGAUUGGACUCGGUGGCGGUGGCCUGUGUAGUUUCCUGCAUGCCGCAUUUCCUCAGGCUCGAGUAACGGCCGUAGAAAUAGAUCCCAUAAUGCUGGAAGUUGCUGAACAAUAUUUUGACCUGAAACAGGACGAUCGCUUGCAUGUUGUUAUCGACGAUGGCCUCGCUUUUGUCGAGCGUUGCCGCAAUGAAGAUAUACAGUUUGGCGCUGUGCUUUUCGAUGUUGACAGCAAAGAUCUUACGCUCGGCAUGAGCUGUCCACCCCGCAGUUUUCUGGCCAAUAACAUAUUGCUGCACAUCAAGGAGAUCAUUGGACCCAAGGGUCUGUUCAUGUUAAAUCUGGUGUGUCGUGAUGAAACUUUGCGUGCGGAGGCUAUAAACAAUUUGCAACAAGUGUUUUCAUCGGUGUGUAGCUAUAAAUUGGACGAGGACAUAAAUGAGGUUGUCUACUGUACCAAUGCUGAGUACAAAACAGUGGAACAAUGGAAGAAACAGUUGGGCACGGCUGGACGUUGCAUGAACAGUGCUGUCAGGGAUCAGAAAUUGGCCAACAAGGAUUCGGUUGAUGUUGCGGAUUUUUUGAGCGAAUUGAAAAUAUAAAUCAGUUUGUAAAUUUGCUUUUAAAUAAAUGUUAUUUGCUUUUAUCUUAAAUAAAAGUUAAAUUAAUUACUA
This is a messenger RNA of Drosophila grimshawi, 2167 nucleotides long. Its product is annotated as eEF1A lysine and N-terminal methyltransferase homolog. NCBI's taxonomy places the organism in Eukaryota, Metazoa, Arthropoda, Insecta, Diptera, Drosophilidae. The transcript has 8 exons. The coding region runs from base 80 to 2095 and encodes 671 amino acids. The record is from RefSeq and is a predicted model, not a curated record.